AUGGCGAUGCCUGUAUACACUAUGAAUGUAUUCAAGUUGCCAAAAAGAGUUUAUGAGGAAAUAAACAGUGCCUUAGGAAAAUUUUGGUGGAGUAAGAAAGGAGGACAAAGAUCAAUGCAUUGGUUCUCAUGGGACAGACUGAGUGUGCCUAAACAGGAAGGAGGUCUUGGAUUUAGAGACUUGGAGAAUUUCAACUUGGCCUUGUUGGGGAAACAAAUAUGGCGAAUAUUACAAGCUCCAACGAGCCUAGUAGCCAGAUUUCUAAAAGCAAGGUACUUUCCUGAUUCCAAUAUCUUUAAUGCUCGUAAUGGUAAUAAGUCAUCAUUCAUAUGGAAGUCGCUAUUAGAAGGUCGUGAUUUGUUGAAGAAGGGGAUGAGAUUUUUGAUUGGCAAUGGUCAGAUUACAAGUAUCUUGGCAGAUCCUUGGUUACCAACAAACCCACCACGACCACCAAUGUGUAGGGAGGGUAUUGUGACAGAUUUGAAAUAUGUCAGUGAACUUAUGUUUGAUGAACAACCAUAUCGAUGGAACAUGGAGUUGAUAGAAGAACUAUUUGUGGAGGAAGAUAACUUGUUGAUACAACAGCUGAAACUAGGUCCCACAGACUGCUCAUAUCUAUUAGGGUGGCACUAUACUGAUUCUGGAUUCUAUAAUGUGAAGUCAGGAUAUUGGUUAGCUUGUAAUCUUCCAACUGGAAACAACAAAGUGAGAGAAAUCCCUGGCUCCCCAACUUUAAAAAGAGCAAUCUGGAAGAUCCAGACAGCCCCGAAAAUCCAACAUUUCCUUUGA
This is a messenger RNA of Camelina sativa (false flax), 789 nucleotides long. The record is from RefSeq and is a predicted model, not a curated record. NCBI's taxonomy places the organism in Eukaryota, Viridiplantae, Streptophyta, Magnoliopsida, Brassicales, Brassicaceae.